This is a messenger RNA of Darwinula stevensoni, 1809 nucleotides long. The record is from the annotation of a GenBank genome assembly. NCBI's taxonomy places the organism in Eukaryota, Metazoa, Arthropoda, Ostracoda, Podocopida, Darwinulidae.
AUUCCAUGGAAUACCAAAAAAAUGAUCAUUUACUUUCAUCUUCUGUGGAUCACAGUAUAGUUCAAGUUCAUUUGUGUCUGUUUUGUUAGAUUUAGAGAUGCACUUGGUUAAUACCAUGAUCAGUUAUUGCAUUUGCAGAAGAUCAAAGAUUCCAUUUCUUGUGUGAACCUUAUUGAGAUGGAGUGAUUCCCCAAGACACAGGGUUCUUUCAGGGUUUCAUCAAAAUAUGUUCUUGUAGGAUUUUUUUAAAAUAUAUUCUGCCAUAAUGCAGUAUUGCAUCCAGUUUCACCUUUAAAACACAAACUCAGGUAGAAUCUUCAAUUUUGCACAAAGGUCAACAGAGUUCUUUUGUGUCGCAGUCAUUGUAGUCCAGUUCUGCAGUUCUUAACCAUCUGAUCGGUUUUGUGAAAUUUGCAGUGUCCUUGGAAAUAUACAAUGACUGCACCAACGGAUGAUAUUCGAAACCAGAUCUUACUCCGACUUCAAACCGAAAAUAUUUAAAGUUCAAAUUAGUCGAUUUCUUUGGGACACCCUCUGGACAUAGGCAGCAUUUUCUCGGUUUCUGCUAUGUCAUGUACAGCGUGUUGAAAGUGCAUAGGAUUAUCUGUUGUUCACUGAUUGAGCCCCACUAAGCUAUCAUUCAGUGCAUUUCCUUAGACAUAUUGAUUUAUCUAGUCCCGUGAGACCAUUGAAUGGAACGACAUGUGAUAGGUAGUCUUUGGUCAUAUGAUCCGAUGGAAAUGCGUCUCUCGUGCCCUGUCCGUACUAUCGUGCUAUCGAAUUAUCUGUUUCGGAAUUUAUCAUUGGGUGCAUCCGCACUGUUCAUAUCAAUGAUGAUGGUUGUAAAGUUUAUGACUGUUAAAGUCAGAGAUAACAUGAUUUAUUGCUCAGUUCGAACAGACUCGACGUGUUCACUGAUUUCGAAUUGCAGGAAAUGUUUAUUUAAGUGAUCAUUUGCAUUUGUUCAGAUUUAAAAUUGAUAUUAUUAAUUUUGCUUUUGGGAUUUCAAUUAAAUCGGAUCGACAGCCUAGUGGCAUUUCAAACGUGGAUUUAAAUUCGAAACUGCACGAAACAGAUGCCAAAUGAGCGAAUCGGAUCCCAAUUCGAGCACCGAUCGCGCGGAUAAGGGGACGGAGAUAGUCUCGCGAGAGUAGUCGUUGUUGGCUGCGAUGUCGGUCGAAGCUUCCAAAUAAACGAUUCCAGCCGUCUCCGUCUUUUCCAUCGAAAUUCUUCCAGAAAAGUCUGGAACAGGUCCCUCGUUGAUAUAUGGGUCUCUCCCGCCCCCACUCGAGUGCCCCCUCGAUAACGCGCCGAACCGACCAGUGCAGUCCCAGUGCGAGUCCCGACCUCGCGACUGACGGAUCAAAGCUAUCAGCAAUGGGCGCAGACGGCUGCUCGAGGUCCCUCAUGAGCCGACAGCCCUUCAGGGCCUGCUUCCGGCGGGACCUGGCCAGCGGGAAGGUCGGGGUCUUCCAGGUCCUCCUCGCCGUCACUUGCUUCGUACUCGUCCUCGUCACGGGUCUGCUGCUGGGCCACUACGCGUGGAAGUCGAAAUCCCCGUCGGGGCCGCCCCUCAUCGACUCCCAGGCCCUCAUCGACGAGAUCAACGCCACCAACAUCGCCGCGUACCUCAGGAACCUGACCCUCACGCCCCACCUCGCCGGGAGGGAGCAGGAGCUGGCGAACGCCGAGUGGAUCCGCGACAGCUGGGCGACGUGGGGGCUGGACUCCGUCCGCGUCGUCCCCUACCGCGUGCUUCUCUCCUACCCCGACCCCGAGCGACUCAACAAGGCAAUCCAUUUUUUUUAA